UGGGCCACCCGGCCGGCGGGUGCUGAGGGCAGCGCAGGGGGAUGCCGACGGGGGGGGGGGCUGCUGUGCGGGGCCAGCGGCCUGGCCCUGCUCCUGGCCGCCACGGCCACCCACUUCUGGCUGCAGCGCCGGGCGCCCGGUGGCACCGCCAGCCUCGGGCUGUGGCACGUCUGCCUCGGGGGACACUGCCAGCCCCAGCCCGGCACCCCGGCCUUAUGGGAGGCCACGCGGGUGCUGAUGCUGCUCUCGGUGCUCACCGCCGCUGCCGGCCUCGCCCUGGGGCUCUCCGCUGUGGCCAGCACUGCCCGGCGGGUGCGUGCCCGCGUGGCCGGCAUCACCCUGCUCCUGGCUGGUCUGCUGGCGCUGCUGGGGCUGGCGGUGUACACGGCCGGCACGCUGAGCCUGCUGGGGCCGGCCCGCACCGCCUGGCGCUUCUCCUGGUCCUACAUCCUGGGCUGGGUCGCCGUCGUCCUCAUCGGCUCAGCAGGACUUUUCCACCUCUGUGCUGCCGCCAAGGACCCGUCUCCGGAGAGUUCUGAGGUGGCGGGUGCCUGAGGGGCCCCGGGCACCUCGGGGAGCCCCCGCUCCCCCCUUGCCCCCACCAUCCUCCCCACGGGAGGCGGGUGGGGGCACCCCGGAGUGCGGGUCACUGCUGUGUUGAGUUGUGCCCAGUCACUGCUGUGCUGAGUUGUGCCCGGUCUCUGCAGGGUUGAGCUCCCGCUGCGCUCUCUCCCCCCCCCACCCGCCUCACCCCCUUUCGUCCCCCCCCCCCCGACUCUUGCUGUGACAAUAAACUGCCAUCCCCCCCUCACAC
This is a messenger RNA of Chroicocephalus ridibundus (black-headed gull), 814 nucleotides long. RefSeq names its product lens fiber membrane intrinsic protein-like. Bases 238 to 555 code for a protein of 105 amino acids. Gene Ontology annotation, cellular component: plasma membrane. The transcript has 5 exons. NCBI's taxonomy places the organism in Eukaryota, Metazoa, Chordata, Aves, Charadriiformes, Laridae. The record is from RefSeq and is a predicted model, not a curated record.